UGCGGCCACGAACCGAGUAUUGUGGCGUGAAAUUGUUGAUUGAGUGUUAUCUGUUUAGAUGUGAACUAAAUAGAUGAAAUGAAAGGACAACCAAUACUACAACUUGACUUGAAUAAAUGUUUGUUCAAAACAUUUGAAAAUAGAAACUUCAGUUGAUGAUUAGUAAUGCGGUUAAAACAUGAAACUUUCUAAGGAUUGGCUUCAAAAUAGUGAUCCAGUCACUAAAAAAGUGACUAACUAAUAGCUUCAAAUUUGUUUUAAUGAAACGAGCUCCGUGGCUAUUUCAUUGCGGGACAUAUGUCACAUGUUGAGAAACACUGCUUCUUCGAUGCUAACUCAGCAAAAGCCGUGAAAAGUUUAAGGUCAAUCUCCCCGGUAUGCACCGAGAAAUGCUUCAUCAGCGCAUUGUCGACUGCAUAGCUUCUUCAUUCACGUAAAAUCUCCGCGCCGCGGGAGACUGGUCAGUUCCGUUCCAACAACGCUUCAGGAUGGUUCACCGAAUUCGCGCCGUGAUCGUCAUCAUCAAGAUUGUUCUGAUUGUGGGCAUUUUAAGUCCUGUCGAGAGUACUCGAAUUCUAAGGGUGAGACCCCGAAAGGCAAAACAUGCCGAUCUAGAAACUAACAGCGUGGUUCAGUCCGACAACGUACCUUGUUCCUGUGCCAUCUUCCUAACGGGACAGUUCAACAAGCAGAACCGAUCGGAACCUCCGCGAGGGAAUCCCGGAAUCCAAAUGGAACUGCUGCAGCACUAUCCCUGCUCUGCAACGGGCAACAAGCAAUGCUCGAAUCGCUGUCUGGAGGCCAUCCUCAAGCAUCUGCCCAAUUCUCCGGCCCUGAUCUGCGGAACCAUCGACCGGGACUGCUUCCGGGAGAGGGCCUAUCUCUUCUAUCAGAACUGUGCGCCCCGAUGGGUCAACAGUAACCUUUCGGCUGGGCGGGAGUUCUGCUGCCAAAACGAUCGGCCGGUGCGAUGUGCGAAGAUGGCCGCCGUAAUCCGGCAGUCGAUGCUGGCUGCAAAUGGAACCACGAGUACCAGCAGUCGUCACGACGAUCCCAACGAGGACGAGGAAGACGCCGAAUCGUACGAAGAGUAACUGGAUUGUGAUAUCUCUAGGCUAAUAAACGUGUUACAACUAACGAGAGAGAGUUUUUUUUUUUUGGUCACUUCCGAAACCUGGAAUCCGGGUUCCUUCAGUUGGCUUUUCAGCCCACUUUUGUAUUCAGCGGGUUUAUUUUACAUGAGUUCCUUAAAGA
Messenger RNA from Aedes aegypti (yellow fever mosquito), 1254 nucleotides. It is a transcript of the gene Fcp3C, whose product is annotated as follicle cell protein 3C-1. The transcript has a single exon. NCBI's taxonomy places the organism in Eukaryota, Metazoa, Arthropoda, Insecta, Diptera, Culicidae. Bases 489 to 1094 code for a protein of 201 amino acids. The record is from RefSeq and is a predicted model, not a curated record.